Messenger RNA from Planococcus citri (citrus mealybug), 3078 nucleotides. RefSeq names its product dendritic arbor reduction protein 1-like. The transcript has 4 exons. Gene Ontology annotation, biological process: regulation of transcription by RNA polymerase II. The record is from RefSeq and is a predicted model, not a curated record. Lineage: Eukaryota; Metazoa; Arthropoda; Insecta; Hemiptera; Pseudococcidae. Bases 417 to 2120 code for a protein of 567 amino acids. Gene Ontology annotation, molecular function: DNA-binding transcription factor activity, RNA polymerase II-specific; RNA polymerase II cis-regulatory region sequence-specific DNA binding.
UCGGAUUCGGAGUUUUCAGUAUACGCUGAAUCGGUCGUGCGUGCCGGACUGGUUGUCGUCUUCGUUGAGAUUCGAUAUUGUGUUUGUUGGCGCGUUUGCGUCGUAUAAUAAUAUUCGAAUUUGACGGUUACUCGAUCACAUACUUAUACAUAAUUACAUUACAUUUUUUUAUACUUAACUCACUUCGAAUGUUUUUACCUACUUCGGCAUUUUGCGGUUUUCAGUGCACGUGAGGGGUAAUUUUAUUAUCGUUUAAAAGCUUAUUUCGUAAACAGCUGUACGGUACUACUUUUGCGCGUAUUUGUGUUAGUUUUCGAGCGUAAAAAUUUUGUUCGCGUUGUUUAGGCGGUUACGAGUACUUUCGUUUGCGGCUGUGUACCAAUGUAAAAUUUUUUGCAUGGAUUCGAAGUCAAAUUAUGGAAUCAGUGGCUUCGGGCUCUUGUUGUGUACUUCGAUGUCCGGAUUUGAAUUCGCAGCAAUACGUAACGAUGAGCUCAAUAGCUGCUCACGAUGAUCAAAUUGUACCAGAUUCCAGUAGCUGGUCUUCCUCGUCGCCAAAUUCUACCGGGUUCACGUAUUUCGAUUCAUUUUUACAAAUGCAGGCUACUGAAUUCGACGCUCUAGACACUCGUUUGUACAAACACGAUUUAGAAAGAAUACAACGAAUCGAAGAAGAGGCCAUUAGAAAUGAAUACGUUUACAGAUCAGAGCAGGAAAAACACCGUCGCGAAUCCGUUUCGCAAAUGGACGAUUUUUUCGAAACACCGUUACCUUCUCCAUUCUCACUAUCCGCUUCAAAUUUGCGGUCAUACCAUCAUCAGCAUGGUUUCUCACCAUCAUCAUCCUCACCACCAUCAUCAUUUCUGCAACAUAAAACCCAGCAGAAUGCGCAAAUGCCCACGCAUCCACACGCGCACUCUCACAGCCACCCUUCUUCUGAAGAUGUUCCAAAGUUAGCCAUGUGGGAUGACAUUACAUCCAGCAUACAGAGGCUGGAUCCAGAAAAUGUUGAAAUGAUCGGCUCGCUAGCAGCUGUAGCCGCCAUUAAUACCACCAUGCCUCAUAUUAAAGUCGAAAUGUCCGAAGAAUCUACCAGUCACGAUAGUUACAAUAUUGUUCAUCCAGUCGCAGUCAAAACUGAAAAGUUACCACCGCUGCAUUCGCCUUCUUCGUUACAAUUGAUAAGCACCAAUUCACCAUCUUUGUACACCAGUGGCGGUAAUAAUAGUGGCAACAAUAAUGCCAGCAUCACUACUACCUCUAAUGUUGCCACCAGCAGCAGUACUAGCUGCAGCAGUAGCAAAAACCAUGGAGAUGGUGACAGUAAUGAUAAUGCUGCACCCAUCAACCCUACCACCGCCACCAGUCACAGUAGUAAUAAUAAUUCUAAUUCUAACAAUAGUAAUAGUAGUAAUAAUAAUGGCAAUAGCAACGUCAAUACCACCAGUCGUACCGGUUGUGAUAGGCAUAAUAAUACCAGCAUCAGCAAUAGCAAUAGUAACAAUAAUUCCAAUUGUCCUUCGAUUUCAACGUCGCAGCAGCAACAGCACCAUCAUCCUCAUCAUCAGCACCAGCAGCAGCAACACCACCAUCACCAUCAGCAUCCCCAUCAGCAUCAAUACCAUAAUUAUAAAAACAAUCUGUACUCGUCCAUUCCUACACGGAUUAUGUAUUCUUGUCCACAACCGCAGUCUGCCAAUGCAGAUUCACCUGAGAACAGUCUUAUGGCUGCGAAUAACAUUCGACGGACACCACCACCGCCUUAUCCAAUACCACCAGCUAUGCAGAUGUCUAGACCCACCCAAAGAUACAACAGAAGAAAUAACCCAGAGUUGGAGAAGAGAAGGAUUCAUCACUGUAAUUUUCUAGGUUGCAAGAAGGUUUACACUAAAAGUUCUCAUUUAAAAGCCCACCAGCGAAUCCACACAGGUGAGAAACCGUACCAGUGUCAGUGGCCGGAAUGCGAAUGGCGAUUCGCUCGUUCUGAUGAGUUGACGCGUCACUAUCGCAAACAUACCGGAGCCAAACCGUUCAGAUGCGGUAUCUGUGAAAGAUGUUUUGCCAGAUCCGAUCAUUUGGCGUUGCAUAUGAAGAGACAUGCUCCUAAACCGCCCAAAUAGCUGCACCAUCUUCAGACUCCAGUGGCAUCAUCAUCAGCAACCAAUGUACAAGUGUCUAUAGUACAUUUAGAGCCAGUAAUGGAUCUGGGAUACUUGCCUGCAGCUUUGGUCUACUGAUAUCUACUCUUAGUAGGUACCUACUGUGAUGAGACAAGGUAUUCGUUGGAUAUGAUUAAGAGUCUGCACCCAUCUUGGAGGUGUUCUUUAAUUUAAUGCUCCGUCUGAGGCUACCCUGUUACAAUAGGCUAGUUUUUAUUCGAUUCAAGUCCACCUCUCAUUACAAUAUCAGGGCAUUCAUUAUAGUGCUAAAAUGCCAAUGCUGAUACCUAUCGUUUAUAUGAUCACAGGUAAUUUGCAAUUUAUACAGAAUGGGAGGGGGAAAUAAAGAAAAAGAUGGAGUACCUAAGCGUAGAUCCAAAAUUUUUUAAUCAAUCUAUGAAGCAAGAAAGUAGGUAUCUCUACAUGUCUAUUAGGUAUCUGCUUGUACAAUGUACAUAGUAUACCAUUUGUCUCGUACCCAGUACGCUUAUUCAACUCAUAUUUUGUUGAAAUGAAAACAUGCCGGUUAGACCUACCUGUACCUACCUUUUAAAUACCUACUCGUAGAUUAUAUUAUCUGUUUAUUUUUGAGAAUCAAAGAAUCAAAAGAUUUGCUUUAAAGAAAUCAAACCAUAAGUAUAGGUAAGGUAUAUUUUGUUUUUUCUCCUCGUAUGUAUAUAAAUUGUUAUGUUUGUACUUUGUACGUAAGUAUCACUUAUUACCACUAGGUAAUUGUUUACGAAUAAUUUUUUUUUAUUAUUAUUAUUUUCUUGUUAGUAGGUAAAGUACCUCUACCUACUGCCUACGUACGUUAUUUAUUCAUUAAGAUGCGUUGUACACCUUUUAUUUUUACUGUUUUUUUUCUCUUUUUUCUUUUUUUAUUUUUCAUUUAUCAAAAUAUAGAAUUAUUGUUUUUCAA